UUUGCCUAAGCAGCUCUUCUCGGAGGACGUCGCCUUCACAAUAAUACCGCUGUCGGUUAAUUUAAUUCGACCUAACGGGUUUCGGUGCGACUUGUUCCCGAACAUGUAGCAGUCUGUUUUCUGAGGCGUUAACUUUCGGGAGCAUCGAGCGGACAUGUUGCUUCCUUCGGACGUCGCUCGGCUUGUUUUGGGGUACCUCCAAGAAGAGGGGCUGUCAGCCACAAGCCGAGCUUUCAUCCAUGAGAGCCCAAACCUCAGGGAGUAUGCUGACCACACCGCGGGAGACGGGGCCAUCCCUGCCUGUGUAUUUUCCCUUUUUGGUAAAGGUCUAACGACCAUUUUAAACGAGUAUGUGGCUGUCAAAACUAAAGAGUCCAGACACGAGGUUCCUGCUGUGAUGACCUCUCUGUGGAAAAAACUGGACUUCACACUCAACCAAAUUAAGUCCCUACAGAACUCUCCCUCUAUAUCGGCAUGUCAGAGAGUACGUUCCCGUGUUGAAAUGGCGAAUAUGGCCCGUCAGCGGACUCUGACCUUGAUGCCUGCCGGCGGUGCAGUCGUCUGCUCUUCAGUCCCGGAAACGGGUGUCAUCCUGAGCCCUGCACUCACCACCCACAGCGCCCUUGGCCACUCCACUCCAGUGUCCUCCGCUGAUCCUCACAUCAGACCCGCUCUUGGCAAUAGCAUGCUGUCUACACCGAGAGAUUCGCCCGUUCACAUUGUUGUUUCCGAGCAUCGACUCAACCCAGGGCCGAUGUCUCCUGGUCGACGGAAAUGGGACACCCCCAGGAAGAGGAGCGGUGCUCUGACUGGGACCACUGGGCAAGGCAGACCAGCAGCAGCUUCGAGUAGCCUUAAUACUGAAGCCCAGGCUGAAGAGGUGGUCGAUGAGAACUUUCCUCAACUUGUGAUUCAAAGUGCACGUGACAAGAUUUUGGGUGACAGGUCUUUACAAGAGAAGCUUGCUGAAAACAUCAACAAAAUCCUUAAAAAUCCGAAUGAACCAGCGCCUCAAACAUCAAGAGCCUCUGUGAGCACAGUGGAGGAGGACCAGUCCAUUGAUGAAAUCCUGGGAUUACAGGGAGAAAUCCACAUGAGUGAUGACGCCAUCCAUGAUAUUUUGGAGCAAACCGAGUCCGAUCCUGCUUUUCAGGCCCUCUUUGACCUCUUUGAUUGUAAUAAAAACAAAUUCACGGAUGGGGAUGGCGAUGACGAUAUGGGCAGUAUCCCCGAAGCGAGUGACGCAGCUGGACCUUCAGCUUCAGUCAGACCCGCCCAAAGUGACAGUCAAGGUGCCGCACAAACGCAUACAGCUGCUCCAGACGGCGCAUCAACAACACAGAAAAUGAGACCAGGACAAGAGCGUAAAAACAGGAAGACUGCUGCUCCCAUGUUGUUAAAGAAAGUAUUUAUCCCCUCUAAUGGCCGAUCGUCGAGAAUCGAAAACAGUUCGGCGAGAAUGCUGGUGAAUCCUGCUCCCAUUCAGAGCGUUCCCUCUGCUGCAGAGGGCACAAAUAAAACAGAAAAGGCCUCACUCCUGAAUAACUGUACAGACAUAACUCCAAUAGAUCUGGAUGAACCUCUGAAUACUCCGCCUCCGCCCGUAGACAGCACGGUUAUUCAGGAGCCCGUUACAAAGAACAGCACCGCCACCGGAAGUGCCCAGAGUGUGUCGGCGUCGACGGCUUCCUCAAAAGAUCCCGCUGUUAUUGCAAUUCCGGAAGUGACGUCAGUUUCAAAUACGGACAAAAAACAAGAAACUAAAGGAGCACAACCAUCCAAAGAGCAACGUCCUGCAGCGGCGUCUGCAGCUGUGAGCAGUCGCCCCGUGUUUUUGUCUCCUGCACCGGUUCAGCUGAACAACGCUCUAGCACAGACGACUAAUUUAGUUGAGACGGUACUUUCAAGCAGCAAAACCUUCUCUACGUCUGCUCCGACAGGGGCAGCAGCCCCUCUCUUGUGUCCACCCACGGCCACAAUCCUUGACUCAACCGCAUCUGCUUCUACCUCUACAACUCCCACCGCGACCCCGGCCUGGUCCACACCUGCUCCUUCCUGUCCCCUGGAUGUAGUAGCGCCACCCGCAUCGGCCGCAAACCCCAGCACAGUGAGCAAGGCGCCAGCAGAUUCCAGCGACAUCGUGUCUCUGAAGAUCAUCGUGAGUGAUAAUCACGAGGAGGACUCGUCCUCUGACACAGCCUUGAAUCAGGCCAUUUCCAGCAUCACCGGGGACAAGCUGCCCACCAUCUACCUUUCCUCUCCAGCCAAGUCUCCCGGAGCGCCCUCAACUCCGAGGGCCAACUCGGAUGAAGCGGCUCAGGCAGUCAGCGGCCUGCAGAACUCUGAGGUGCACGCCAGUCCUCUCGGUUAUAAGGCCGCCGCACUUAUUGCUUCUUCAUCCACUGGAACGUCACAGGCCCAACCAAACUAUAUCAUUCAGCUGCCUCUGGACGCCAGUAACCCCGCCCUGCAGGGAGGCUCUGCCAGCUAUUUUCUUGUGGCUGAACCCCCGACCCCAGACCUUCAAACCACACAGAUGCUGCUGCCUGCAGGUGUCACUCCUGGUCAGCCUUUACCAGCCAGCCAGUACGGACUGAACACACAGCCUCAAACCCAAGCCUUCUCCUCUGGAUCAGCACUCAUCUUACCGUCACCCGUUAAGCCUAUGAUGCUUCCUGUUUCUGUUUUGGGGCAGAAUACUGUUGCAAAUGUCCAGAUGGUGUCCAACCAGCUGGUUGCCAUACCCAAACCUGCAGCAGUGCAGCAGACAGAAACAGUGAAGCCCAAACCUCCCGCAGGGAAAACGAAGCAAUCUGCAGCUGCCGGUGGUAAGAAAAUUGCGUCUAAGAAAGUGCAUCAGUCUGCCGCCGGCUCCAGUCACAGGAGAAUUCUAUGCUUUGAACCUCAAGCAGCACCUGAGCCACAAACUGGAAAAGCAAGAAAAACGACGACGCCUGCAACCCCAAACAAAUCCACGUCCCAAACUGCCCAGCAGCCUGAGAAAGAUUCAAAUCAGUCAGUGUCACGAACUAAACCUGCUAUCUUGGGUGGCAGCAAACCCAAGAGGAGGGUGGAGACAGUCAGAUGCUCUGACGGGCCUUUGACUGGAGGAAGCUUCGACAAGGAGUUCAACCCUUUCCAGCAUCAGAAAGAUGUUCGGAAAAGCUCCCGCAAGCAGGAUCAUAGCAGCUGCAGACAGGAGUCUUCCUGUGAGGAGGUCAGCAGCACAGGCGCCUCACAGCCGGAGACGGUGAAAAAAACCCAAUCGGAAAAGAGAUCAAAGUCUAUUGAUAGAAAACACCAUCAUGAUUCUCACAAUGAUGCCUUGAAAGGUAAAGAUGCCGAUCGCUCCAGAUCGCUGUCCUCAGAUUCUGCACCGAAAUCAGGAAGUAAAAAGGACAAGGAGGAUGGUGGCAGGAAGGAGCCCGCAGACAAGCCUUCGAAAUCACGUGAGGGACGCCCAGAAAAGAAAGCCCCGUUGCAGACGGUGCCAAAUGUCACAGCUAACAAGGAGAACGAGAUGAAGGGCAGCGUGACAGAGCAGAACCAGCAGUCGGCGCCUUCGUCUUCAGCUGCGAGAGACUUUAGCCCCUCGACUGUUGAUCAGCCAACAUCUAGCAGCCAGUCCAAGGCAGCAAAAGCCCCUUCAAAGACCAGUUCUCUGGCCAAACAGGCAGCAGAGAUGCUGCAGGACAUUCAAGGACUCAACUCUCCUUCCACGCCACCAAAAAAGCCUGGAGGAGGUAGUUCAGAGCUGAGUCUCCCCGUUCCUGGCUGCAACCAGGAGACGCCCGCCGACUGUCCUGGGACUCCUUCGCUACAGAAAAAGGGUAAAACCACAGAGGGGACUCCGAAGCAUCUCUUGCCUCCGAACACCCCGGACGUGCCCACCUGCAGCCCCGCCAGCGAAGCCGGCAGCGAAAGCAGCAUCAACAUGGCCGCGCACACACUCAUGAUUCUUUCACGGGCCGCGAUCGCCAGGACGGGCACUCCACUGAAGGACAGUCUGCGUCAGGAGGGAGCCGGAGAAAAGUCCCCCGCGGGCUCUAAGGUCUCCAAGAAGCGCAAACAGUCUCCUUCCACAUCCAGCCCCCCGCCAAAGAAAGAGGCCAAGCAGUCUCCCAGCAAAAAGAAGGACCGGGAAAGGAAGAAACUUAUGGAUUGUUUUCCCCUCGACUUGGAUGUGGAUAAGUUUCUAUCUUCACUUCACUAUGACGAAUGAAAAUGGACGCAUCAACAGGAAAUACUGUAUCACUACCUACUUAGGUUACUGUCCAGGAAUAGAACAAGCCAUCUGCUGAACCGGUGCCUAUGGUUCCUAUUAGUAACCCAGCCUGAGACUUUAUAAACUAUAGCGUCUCCUCUCAGCCAAUGUGAAACUUCACCGUGAUGUUUUUUUUCCAGCGUAGGAGACCUGGAAGAUCAUCUAGUGUUAGGCAGCAGAAGUAGGGCAGUCACUGCACUUUCAUUUUUAAUAUUCAUUCCCAUUUCUGUUGUAACUCCUGCGGUUUCUGCCUCCAACAAAAUGGACAUAUUGUGUGCACGGUGUUCAAAUGGGUAACUCAAAGAAUUUUCUUGGUCAAUAUUUGACUCUGCUUUUAUUAAUCCAGCUCACGCAGACUGAAAAGUUGCUAUCUGGGAAUACAUUUGUUAAAAUGUAUCCUGUAAUUUAAUACUGAAUGACGAGCUCUUGUGAGUUUUAUUGUUAAUAUCCAUUUGAUCGAAGAACAGAGAAGCAAUUUGAAAAACUGACAUUUUUACCUCCUUUUUCGUUCAAAUCAGAAGCAUCGCUGCAACUUUAAAAGAUGUAGUCAUCGGCUUCAUUUAGUGUUGGAAUAAACCAAACUCUUCUUUCUCUUUGUGAAUACAUGUUUAUUCAGUGUACAUUUUUUAAAAGUGUUUUGUCUGAAUACCACACCCUUCAUUGAAUAUGCUCUGUGAAUGUUUGAGGAUGCAAUAGCGUGCUGUUUCGUAUGGUGCAAAAAGUACAGAAUGUCACUGAAUAAAAGUAUGUUCCACAUUCAGCCUGCAGCAUUGUUCUU
Salarias fasciatus (jewelled blenny) is the source of this 5042-nucleotide messenger RNA. It is a transcript of the gene npat, whose product is annotated as nuclear protein, ataxia-telangiectasia locus. Bases 155 to 4222 code for a protein of 1355 amino acids. Lineage: Eukaryota; Metazoa; Chordata; Actinopteri; Blenniiformes; Blenniidae. The transcript is spliced from 17 exons. Gene Ontology annotation, molecular function: transcription coregulator activity; protein binding. The record is from RefSeq and is a predicted model, not a curated record. Gene Ontology annotation, cellular component: nucleus.